This is a messenger RNA of Callithrix jacchus (white-tufted-ear marmoset), 1491 nucleotides long. RefSeq names its product mitochondrial ribosomal protein L9 (gene MRPL9). The record is from RefSeq and is a predicted model, not a curated record. Gene Ontology annotation, biological process: translation. Gene Ontology annotation, molecular function: structural constituent of ribosome. Gene Ontology annotation, cellular component: ribosome. NCBI's taxonomy places the organism in Eukaryota, Metazoa, Chordata, Mammalia, Primates, Cebidae.
UUUGAAGCAAAAAGUGAGAGCGUCAUUCUCCCAUCAUUAUCCUGUCGUCACAGAACGUCAGAAAUGUCUCAGACAGCAGCUAGAGCUAAAGCGAAGCCCACACUAUAAAGAGGAAAAGCGUCUUUUCUGGCGUCAGUCCACCUAACACUCAUUCAUCAGGCCCCGCCCGCUCCCCAUCCCCCGUCUCGGGACAGACCAAAGCCGCGCCGGCGCGCCGCAGACAGCCCUGGCGGGGCCUUUCCUACCUCCUGACGCCGGGGUCCUCCCUCACGUUUCUUUCUGUGCCUGCGAACAUGGCGGCACCCAUUGUCACGGCCCCGGGCGGAGCUCUGCUGCGGGCGGGCGCAGAGCGGCUGCUGCGGGGAGGCCUCCGGGAGCUACUGCGGCCGCGACAUGAAGGGGACACCCCUGGCCUGGAGCGCGACUUCAGCCUCUCUCAAAAUCGGGACACGGUCAUCGUGGAGCGCUGGUGGAAGGUACCGCUGGCCGGGGAGGGCCGGAAGCCGCGCCUGCACCGGCGACACCGAGUCUAUAAGCUGGUGGAGGACACUAAGCAUCGUCCCAAAGAAAACCUGGAGCUCAUCCUCACGCAGUCCGUGGAGAAUCUUGGAGUCCGGGGUGACCUGGUCUCAGUGAAGAAAUAUUUUGGCCGGAAUCGACUCCUUCCUCAGGGACUGGCUGUAUACGCAUCUCCUGAAAACAAGCAGCUGUUUGAAGAGGAGAAAUCGCUGAGACAAGAAGGAAAAUUAGAGAAGAUCCAGACCAAGGCAGGUGAGGCGACAGUGAAAUUUCUUAAAAGCUGUCACCUGGAGGUAGGGAUGAAGAACAAUGUCAAAUGGGAACUGAACCCUGAAAUUGUUGCCCGCCACUUCUUCAAGAAUCUGGGUGUUGUGGUCGCCCCACAUACAUUAAAGUUACCAGAAGAGCCUAUCACACGGUGGGGCGAGUACUGGUGUGAGGUGACGGUAAAUGGGCUUGAUACUGUGAGAGUGCCUAUGUCUGUGGUGAACUUUGAGAGGCCCAAGACCAAAAGAUACAAGUACUGGUUAGCCCAGCAAGCUGCCAAGGGCAUGACCCCCACUGGCCCCCAGAAGAUCUAAACCUACUUUUCCUCCAAGGCGGCAAAGCAGAAUCAGGAGCGGUGGCACAGAAAUGGGCAAGCACCCUGAUCUCACUCCAGCUCUGACCAAAUACAGAAUUUUAGAGAACACCUGAAGACAGCAGACCACACUGCGUACAUAUGUUGAAUUCUUCAUUUUGCCAUCCCUAACUGUCAUCACUGGGGCAGUCUGGUUCCAGAAGUCCCAGGCUGUAGACUGGAGAAGCUGCGUACAAUAGACCAAAACCGUCCAGAUCCCGUUUAGCUUCUUCCUCCAGUGGAGUUUAUUGGGACAAACAGAAGAGCCAGCCAUUGUCUCCAGUACUUGCCUCAUUCUCAUGAUCCAAACUGAACAUUUCUAUCCCAAGCAGAAAUAAAGAGAUUAUGUCCUU